GCACCUAGGUGUUUGAACAACGUCCAAGGGUGGGUGGGAUGUGAUGGAUGCUUUUUGCAGGAGGACCAGGGCCGUUAAACUCCAUCCAGGCCGUCUAUAUCAACGGGCUCCUGUAAUGAACCCGUCCUGGCUUAUAUCACCGGUUGCUGCCAUCUCUUGUCCUCCUUCGUCGGAAAGCUUUUGUACCGCCAUCGCACAGCCUGCAUCGUCGUAUCCAUAUUGCACAAGAUAAUAAUAGCACACAAUAAGGAUACCACAGAAUGUCGACCAAUGACCACAAGGAAGAGAUCAGUGAUCUGCGCUCCCACUCGUACCACAGAGAACACCGCCACCCCGAGCACCGGUCCAACCGGUCGCACCGAGUGCCCAACGGCUACGACGACCCUGAGGCAGAGUACAUCGCCCCGCACGCAAGCCGCGACGAUGUCCUCAGCAGGAUGAAGACGGCCGGGUCCGUCAGCAUGUCACCGGAGCUGUUCGAGAAGCUGUACCUCUCACCCCAGAACAAAGUCAAAGGGGACCUCCGCAAGACCUUCGGCAACCCGACGCCAAUCGCCAUCGUCGGCUUCCUCAUCUCGCUCACGCCUCUGGCCUGCGACCUCAUGGGGUGGCGCGGCGCAGGCGGCAGCGGCGCGGCCGGCAUCGGCUCGUAUUUUUUCUUCGGCGGCCUCCUCAUGUUCGUCGGUGGCCUCCUUGAAUGGGUCCUCGGCAAUACCUUCCCCUCCGUCGUCUUCUUCACCUUCUCAGCCUUCUGGUUCACUUUUGGCGCGACUCUCAACCCCUCCUUCGCGGCCUUCUCCUCCUACGCACCCGCUGGUGCGGCGUCCGGAGCCGCGGGGCUGACGACCCAGGGGUUCAACGCCAGUUUCGGCUUCUUCACCCUCGCCAUGGCCAUGAUCUGCGUCGUGUUCCUCGUCUGCUCGCUGCGCACCAACGUCGUCUUCUUCAUCAUCUUCCUGACGCUCGCCGCCACCUUCUGCCUCAUCACGGCCGCGUACUGGUUCCUGGCCAUGGACUACACCGGAAACGCGGCGUAUGCCGCCAAGCUACUCAAGGUGGGUUUGUCCUCCUGGCGCUCUGAUGGCGCCGGCGGCUGUGCGUUCGCGACUUGUAUGGCUGGGUGGUGGCUGAUCUUCGCCAUCCUCCUGGCGUCUUUGGAUUUCCCGCUGGAGCUCCCCGUCGGCGACUUGAGCAGAGUGAUCCGGGGCAAGAGCGAGACGAGUCACGUUUAGCGGUAUGCUAUGUAUGUCAGUGGCCAGGGACAUGGUUCAGCCAUAUGCCAUGCCGAUGCGUUAAGUAGGUCGACGGUAUCAGAAACAUCUUACUACCUAGGUACAUCAGCUUGUUCAAUGGGUUUAACACUACGAAUAAUGCGACAUUCCGCGUAAAGCUCUACAAACAUGGAUGGCUCUAGACCUCUCCG
Colletotrichum navitas is the source of this 1423-nucleotide messenger RNA. RefSeq names its product GPR1/FUN34/YaaH-class plasma membrane protein. Gene Ontology annotation, cellular component: plasma membrane. Lineage: Eukaryota; Fungi; Ascomycota; Sordariomycetes; Glomerellales; Glomerellaceae. Gene Ontology annotation, molecular function: acetate transmembrane transporter activity. The transcript is spliced from 5 exons. The coding region runs from base 261 to 1232 and encodes 323 amino acids. The record is from RefSeq and is a predicted model, not a curated record.